Messenger RNA from Bactrocera latifrons, 528 nucleotides. RefSeq lists its product as uncharacterized. The record is from RefSeq and is a predicted model, not a curated record. Lineage: Eukaryota; Metazoa; Arthropoda; Insecta; Diptera; Tephritidae. The transcript has 2 exons. The coding region runs from base 55 to 405 and encodes 116 amino acids.
UAUUCAUGCAAUUAGCUGAAAUCAAAUAGCAAAGUUAAAAUACUAUUGAUCAACAUGAAAGUUAUUGUGCAAGUUUGCAUGCUCUUAGCCUUGGGGACAAUUACUUAUUCCACAAGCUCAACUUGGGGUGUGCAAAAUGCUACCGAUUAUCUACUUAUCAAUAAAAAAGUAACCUAUCCAGCAGUAGGAAAUGUUGUGCAGACUUUCUACUUCGAUAUUCCAGAAUCGUACCAGAGCAAUAACAAAGUAAUUAGCGCCAUUUACUUGAGAGACCAAUUCCAGAACAGUUCAGGUCCCAUUAAUACUUUGCUGACUGGUGGACCGGGUUGGACUUACGCUUCGAUACAAAUGAGAACUCAAGCUGGCUUUGGUUUAAAUGUAACAUUUGCUGUUUAUGGCAGAUAAAACUAUGAAUAAUUAAACAUUUUUAACGUAAGAGUGAUAGUAAAUAUGUAACUUAUUAUUUUACUCGCUCGGUGGGCGAAAUAUUGAAACAGUUUAUAGAGAUCGAUUUUAACAUUUUUGAAA